Anthostomella pinea is the source of this 2526-nucleotide messenger RNA. The record is from the annotation of a GenBank genome assembly. NCBI's taxonomy places the organism in Eukaryota, Fungi, Ascomycota, Sordariomycetes, Xylariales, Xylariaceae.
AUGGCCGAACAUCCCACUUGGAGUAAUACCGGCUCGAUCCGGGGCCGGAGAGUUCGCGGUCUGGGCACCCAAGGAGGCACGGGAGGAUCGAGAAACUCAUCGGCAAGGACAUCUGGUAUCUAUUAUGACGGACCUUCUUACGAUUACUCAUCCCUCAGAUCCACCGCGUCGCGGUACUCCCUGAACGAACAGUUUGCAGCCACGCGCCGCGAAUUUGACUUUGAUAAUGAUGAUGCCUCAUCAAUAUUGGAACGCAGCACCCUCAUAUCACAGCCUCUUGACGAACUGGAUGUGGACGACCCGGCCGUUGUUGGUCACGAUGAAGCCUCGGCCGCCAUCCACCCGGUCGAAGUUGAGGACUACUAUGAUCUCCUGUGUGUAUCACGAGAUCCUUCGGCUGAGAGCAUCCGUCGAGCGUAUUUCCGGCUUUUCACCUUGCUGCAUCCCGACAUACAACCGGCUAACCUCCGCCAUGCGGCCGAGCGUUAUUUCGCAGCUGUCCAGACCGCCUUCGAGACACUGCUCGAUCCUUGUCGGCGGCUGAAGUAUGAUCUGGACCAUGACGGUCCGGCUAUUGAUGCUGGCAGGGACGGCGACCAUCAGUAUGACGAGUACCGCCAAUGGCACGCGCAACUCAUGAGGCAACGUCUUUUUCAAGACGUUUCUAGCCAAUCUAAUAGCGUAUGGGAAAUGGGCGCCCGAUUCGAUGCUCAACAGGUAUUCAAAAGCGCGAAUCGUGGACUUCAGAGCGGAAGCUCUGGGCUGCAACCACUGGAUUUUGAGAUGAGCCACUCGUUAUCAGUCAACCUACCGAAGUUCAAUAAUCAAAUACGCGAUGCUAUUCGGACCAUUCAAGCCUCUUUACCCACCACUUUUCCCAUCCCUCGAACGGGUCCCAACGAUAUUGGCUUCAAUGGCAAUUCUGACUCUUGUGCGUCACCUGGCACCGUCUUGACCGUCAGGUCAUCAGUCUACGGAUUUCUCCAAGACUUCGCGUCGUUGCCCUUUGCAGUGCUGCUUGACCAUUACCAGCCAAGCUUCCCUAGUGCGUUGACGAGGGACCGAUCCAUUCAAUUGAGUGAUGGACGUAUACAGCCCCUGGUCUCGGUCAUUCUACGACAUGACCUGCCGCGCCUGAAUCUGAGGUCUCCUGGUCUAUUGGAAGAGUCAGCAAUCAAGGGAAGCUCUCCAGACCAAGAUGGUGCCACCAUUGAGAUUGGGACGGAUGUCCUGCCCGAUCCAGGGGUUUCUGUAAAGUUGUCAAAGCGCUUCACCAUACCCUAUGACAAGCAUGAGAGCUUGGUGCAGAUCGGAGCCAAAUCAUCCCCAUGGAGCAAGCACCGCCCCAGGAUAUGGUCAUACCUGCAGCGUCCGACUGCGGGAGGCAUGUUGCUCUUUGGAGUCGACAGCGGUCAUUGGGUGACGCAAGCAACUGGAGAAACGUGUCGCUUCUUUUCCGACCUUUCCAGGAUUGAUCGGAAAGUACCCAGCCUCGGCCUGCCGCUGAACACACACCCGAGAAUAGAAGUAGCAUACAGGCUAGGGACAUCAUUCGAGCCGCACGAGACUCUUACGUCGGAUCGCCCUCCCGAUCGCGGUCUUCGCGGCCUCGACAUAGGAUUCGACAGCGACGAAAAGGGGUCCUGGACAGUAUCCGCGACAGCAGAGCCGAGCUACCAAUCCGCCUCCCUCAAAUAUGCCCACGAUGUCGACUUCCAUGCGUUGCUGUAUCGACAAGCUUUGGGCAAGAGUGCGGACGUCUCUGCUGCAGGGGUAAACCGCUCGGGCGGCCGACAAGUCCGCUUCGAAGCUGAAAUCUCCUCAAACUCGCUUUGGGCCGGCUACCUUGCACUCCGCUGCCUGAAGCGAGUAGGGCGGUUCUCCAAAGCCGGCUUCGAGAUAGGCAUCAGCACCUACUCGCUGCACUUGUCAGUGUACUGGUCAAGGCUAGGUCAGCGGAUCAACCUGCCCUUCCUCAUGUGCUCUCGGUCAAACUUCAACAUAGGCAUCCUCUUCUGGACUACACUAGCCCCGUUCGCCAGCUUCGCGGCAUGGGAGACAUGGCAGCGGUAUCGCCGCCAACGUCGCCGCCAGCAGCACCCAGAACCCCAAAAGGCCCAGACCGAAACACAACCCGAGGUACAGAACCGAUCCGCAGAGGCGGACAAGCUUCUCUCCCUCAUGUACUCGGGCGUGCAUAACAGACAGAAGGCAGAGUACCUAGCCAACGGCCUCGUGAUCCUGAGCGCCAAGUACGGCGUCAAGGCCCGCGAUGCCGCCACUAGCAACGGUUGGGGCGGGGAAGAGGUUGCCGACGUCACGGUGGCUGCUGCGGCGCUGAUAGACAAUGGACGCCUGUGGAUCCCGGCGGGCGUGCAUAAGAGUAAUAUCCUCGGCUUCUGGGACCCUGCGCCCGAGGAGGAGAAGGCGCUGCAUGUCAGGUACCGCUAUGGGGGCAAGGAGGCUGUGGUCGAGGUUAGGGGGGAUGGGGAGGAGUUGGUGCUGCCGCCUCUGUCUGAGGAGUAG